AUGGACUACCUGCUGUCUGGAGGACCUGCCCAACCCCCAUCAAUCUCAAGGGGAUUUUCUCCACCUGAGCAAGCUGAAGCUUGUGCCCUCUGUGGUGACCCGAAUCACUAUGUGACCGAUUGUUAUUUAGCAGCACAAUAUCCUGAAUUUAUCCAGGAAAAGGUACAAGCUGCUCAGGGCUUUGCCAACCCGGGUAACGACCCAUUUUCCAACACCUAUAACCCGGGAUGGCAAAAUCACCCCAAUUUUUCUUGGAAAACCCCUCCUAAUCCACCCUUUAGGCCACCGUUCAAUGCCCAACCUAAUGCCUAUAGGGGUGGACAACAACAACCUUACUCUCAACCUCAACAUACCCCAUCCUUUGAGAGUGAGGUAAUGAAGGUGCUGAAAGGUAUUGAGCAGAAAGUGGGAAUCAAUGACCAAUUAUUGCACUCCCACACUCACUCUAUUAGCAAGCUGGAGACCCAGAUUGGUCAACUUGCCGAAGCCUUCAAUAAGAGAGAGACUGGCCAACUACCAAGCCAACCUAUUGGAAACCCCAAUAGUGCUCAAAUAGGGAGGAGUAAGGAACAAGUCCAGUCGGUUAGAGAGUUGAGGAAUGGUGAGAGGGUGAAAAUACAUGACACACCACCUACCUAUGAGGACUUCCCCUCUAAUACCCCUCAACAGACCACACCAGCAGAGUCAACCCCAGCCCAGGCAGAAGUUGAAUCAAAGGCAUUGAGGCCUCUCAUUGAUGGGAAUAGAACCAUUGCACCUUCUUUGGUCCAUUCCCAAGAAAAUACUAAGAAGGAGUAUGAGCAACCAGUUGGGGAGGGACCUCAACCGGAUAAGUAUACACCCCGAGUCCCUUUCCCUGAUGCUCUCAAAACUCCAUCCUCUCCCCCAUUUGGGAAGCAAGGAGAGAAGAUGAAGGAGAUGUUGGAUUUGUUUCAACAAGUCCACAUCAACCUUCCAUUAUUGGAUGCAAUCAAGCAGGUUCCAGCUUAUGCUAAGUUUUUGAAAGACCUAUGCACUCAGAAGCAUAAGCUAAGGAAUCAAACUCCUAAAACCAUACACCUCACAGAACAGGUAAGUGCAGUUAUUACUGACCUACCCCCCAAGCUGAAGGAUCCUGGUGCACCACUCAUCUCUUGUGUCAUUGGAGACCUCUCUAUUGACAAAGCAUUGUUGGAUCUGGGGGCUAGUGUGAAUAUCUUACUUGGUUCGGUUUUUGAGAAGUUUGGAUUAGGAGAGUUGAAGUCCACUGAAGUCAUACUUCAAUUAGUUGAUCGUUCUGUGAAAAGACCUCGUGGACUUCUUGAGGAUGUUCUUGUGAAGGUAGAUGAUUUAUACUUCCCAGUGGACUUCCUAGUCCUUGACAUGGAAUCUACCUCACCCAAACUUCCCCCUAUCAUACUAGGGCAUCCAUUAUUGGCGACCACCAAUGCUUACAAUAACUGUCGGUCAGGCUCCAUGGACAUAUCGUUUGGGAAUAAGAAGCUUUGGCUAAACAUCUUCAAUGCAUCACUAGGACCCUACAGAGAAGAUGAGUGCUUUGCUCUUAAUAUGAUUGCUAAAGCUGUAUCUCAGUACACUUCCUAG
This is a messenger RNA of Telopea speciosissima, 1584 nucleotides long. RefSeq lists its product as uncharacterized. The coding region runs from base 1 to 1584 and encodes 527 amino acids. The record is from RefSeq and is a predicted model, not a curated record. The transcript has a single exon. Lineage: Eukaryota; Viridiplantae; Streptophyta; Magnoliopsida; Proteales; Proteaceae.